AUGUGUGGUAUUUUUGGGUACUGUAAUUUUUUGGUUGAGAGAUCAAGAGGAGAGAUCAUUGACACACUGGUCGAAGGGUUGCAACGCUUGGAAUAUAGAGGUUACGAUUCUACUGGUAUUGCCAUUGAUGGAGACCAAGUUGACUCUACCCUUGUGUACAAGCAAAUUGGUAAAGUUAGUGCCUUGAAGGAGGAGAUUGCAGAACAGAAUCCUAACAGGGAAGUUACUUUCGCGUCUCACUGUGGUAUUGCACAUACAAGAUGGGCAACACAUGGUGAACCAAAACAAUCCAACUGUCAUCCCCAAAUAUCUGACCCGCACUGCGAUUUUGUAAUUGUUCAUAAUGGUAUUAUUACAAACUUCAGAGAGUUGAAGACGUUAUUGUUGAACAAAGGUUACAAAUUUGAAAGUGACACGGAUACUGAAUGUAUCGCGAAACUGUUCAAACAUUUGUACGAUACUAAUUUGCAAAACGGCCAUGAAUUGGAUUUUCAUGAAUUGACUAAAUUAGUGCUGCUAGAACUAGAAGGCUCUUAUGGUCUAUUAUGCAGAUCAUCUCACUACCCGGAUGAGGUGAUAGCCACCAGAAAGGGAUCUCCUCUGUUGAUUGGUGUGAAAUCCGACAAAAAGUUGAAAGUUGAUUUUGUUGAUGUUGAAUUCCCCGAUGAUGAUAGCAAGCCUGAAACACCUUUGGGCUAUAAUAAGGUCAAUGGAGGUUUGAAAAAUUUAAAUGGUGGAACUGUUAACGGCAGAAAAAUGCGUCCUUAUGAACAAAACGGUGGCCAAAACAAUCUUUUACCAAUUGCUGCUAAUGAAUUCAAUCUGAGACAUUCUCAAUCAAGAGCUUUCCUGUCAGAAGACGGUACGCCAAAUCCAGUUGAAUUUUUCCUGUCUUCUGAUGCCUCUUCAGUUGUUAAGCAUACAAAGAAAGUUUUAUUUCUGGAGGAUAAUGAUAUUGCACAUAUAUAUGAUGGUGAAAUUCAUAUUCAUAGAUCCAGAAGAGAAGUCGGUGCUUCUAUGACGAGAUCUAUCCAGACUUUGGAAAUGGAAUUGGCUCAAAUAAUGAAAGGUCCAUACACACAUUUUAUGCAAAAGGAGAUUUUUGAACAGCCAGAAUCCACGUUUAACACUAUGAGAGGUAGAACUGAUUUCGAAAAUAAUAGCAUUAUGUUGGGUGGUUUAAAAGCGUGGCUACCCGCUAUUAGGAGAGCGCGUAGACUUAUCAUGGUUGCUUGUGGUACUUCUUAUCAUUCAUGUCUAGCUACUCGCUCAAUAUUUGAAGAAUUAUCUGAAAUUCCGGUAUGUGUAGAAUUGGCAUCGGAUUUUCUUGAUAGGUUGUCUCCUGUUUUCAGAGAUGAUAUUUGUGUUUUUGUCUCACAGAGUGGUGAAACCGCUGAUACAAUGCUAGCAUUGACUUAUUGUUUGGAAAGAGGUGCAUUAACAGUGGGUAUUGUUAAUAGUGUUGGCUCAUCAAUUUCAAGGGUUACCCAUUGUGGUGUUCAUAUCAAUGCAGGUCCUGAAAUUGGUGUUGCUUCUACUAAGGCCUACACUUCACAAUACAUCGCGUUAGUUAUGUUUGCACUGUCACUUUCUGAUGACAGGGUCUCUAAAUUGGAAAGAAGAAAAGAAAUUAUACAAGGUCUUAAAUUGAUUCCAGAGCAAAUUAAAGAAGUUUUACAAUUGGAAGACAAGAUUAAGUAUCUUUGCGAGAACGAUCUCAAAGAUCAAAAAUCUUUGCUAUUACUAGGUAGAGGUUACCAGUUUGCAUCGGCUUUAGAGGGUGCUUUGAAGAUAAAAGAAAUUUCUUACAUGCAUUCGGAAGGUGUGUUGGCUGGUGAGUUGAAACAUGGUGUUUUGGCACUAGUCGAUGAAAAUUUACCUAUCAUUGCAUUUGGUACAAGAGACUCAUUGUUUCCAAAAGUCGUUUCUUCUAUCGAACAAGUAACGGCAAGAAAGGGACAUCCAAUUAUUAUCUGUAACAAAAAUGAUGAAGUCUGGGAAAAUAAAGCAAAGAGUAUUAACAUGCAAACCUUGGAAGUUCCACAAACAGUGGAUUGUUUACAGGGCUUAUUGAAUAUCAUUCCACUACAAUUGAUUUCUUAUUGGCUGGCUGUCAACAAAGGUAUUGACGUUGAUUUCCCAAGAAACUUAGCGAAAUCAGUCACCGUGGAGUAG
Zygotorulaspora mrakii is the source of this 2175-nucleotide messenger RNA. RefSeq lists its product as uncharacterized. Gene Ontology annotation, biological process: protein N-linked glycosylation; UDP-N-acetylglucosamine metabolic process; fructose 6-phosphate metabolic process. NCBI's taxonomy places the organism in Eukaryota, Fungi, Ascomycota, Saccharomycetes, Saccharomycetales, Saccharomycetaceae. The record is from RefSeq and is a predicted model, not a curated record. The transcript has a single exon. Gene Ontology annotation, molecular function: L-glutamine:D-fructose-6-phosphate transaminase (isomerizing) activity; carbohydrate derivative binding. Bases 1 to 2175 code for a protein of 724 amino acids.